Molecule: messenger RNA, 1578 nt
Organism: Beta vulgaris subsp. vulgaris (sugar beet)
Lineage: Eukaryota; Viridiplantae; Streptophyta; Magnoliopsida; Caryophyllales; Amaranthaceae
Product: G2/mitotic-specific cyclin S13-7
Exons: 9
Coding region: 139-1422 (427 amino acids)
Biological process (GO): regulation of cyclin-dependent protein serine/threonine kinase activity; mitotic cell cycle phase transition
Cellular component (GO): cyclin-dependent protein kinase holoenzyme complex; centrosome; cytoplasm
Molecular function (GO): cyclin-dependent protein serine/threonine kinase regulator activity
Source: RefSeq, a predicted model, not a curated record
CCUUUCUUUCCAUCUUACAAAAUAGAGCACUCUCAUUAGUCAUUACCAGGUAAUUGGUGACAACAUACAACAGAAGUAGAGAGAUAAACCCUAAUUACUGAUUCAACCCUCUUUUUCUUUCUCUUUCGAUUGAAAUCAAUGGCUUCAAGAGUAGUUAUCCCUCAAUUACACCAUAGAGUUGAAGGUAAAGGUGGAAUUAAACAAAAAGAUGUAGCAGAAGGAAAGGGAAGAAACAGGAAAGCUCUAAAUGAUAUUGGGAAUCUAGUAACAAUUCCAGAUGUUGAAGGCAAGGUGCAACGACCCAUCACAAGGAGUUUUGGUGCAAAAUUACUUGCAAAUGCACAGGAGAAGCAGGCGGCGCAAGGGGUGGCGAGAAAGGCAGUGGCAGUGGCAAAGCCACAGGUAAAGAAGCCGGUCCUAACGAAACCGAAACCAGUGGAAGUGAUUGAGGAGGUGAAACAGGAGAGACAAGAGAAGGUGGUGUCUCAGAAUGAAAAAUCAGGUGCUUCUAAGAAGAAUAAAAAGAAGGCUCCUACUAUGACUGCUCUACUCACUGCUAGGAGCAAGGCUGCUUGUGGUCUGUCUAACAAGCCAAAGGAAGCAGUAGUUGACAUUGAUGCUUCUGAUGUUAAUAACGAGUUAGCUGUGGUUGAGUAUGUUGAAGAUAUCUACAUGUUCUAUAAGCUAGCAGAGAAUGAGUGCAGGCCUCGUGACUACAUGAACUCGCAACCUGAAAUUAAUGAGAAAAUGAGGGCUAUCCUAGUUGAUUGGUUGAUUGAAGUACACAAGAGAUUUGAUCUUAUGCCAGAGACCCUUUAUCUAACCAUUAAUUUGGUUGAUCGAUUUCUUUCGCUGCAAGCCGUCCCAAGGAGAGAACUGCAGCUUGUUGGCCUUGGUGCAAUGUUAAUUGCUUGCAAGUAUGAGGAAAUCUGGGCUCCUGAGGUUAAUGACUUUGUAGCCAUAUCAGAUAAGGCUUACAGCAAUGAUCAGGUUCUGAAGAUGGAGAAGGCCAUCCUAGGCAAGCUUGAAUGGUAUAUAACUGUUCCUACACCUUGCGUUUUCCUCUCGCGCUACAUCAAGGCUUCGGGUCAUGAUAAUGAAAUGGAGAACUUGGUUAAUUUUCUAGCUGAGCUUGCUCUAAUGCAUUAUGGAUGCAUAUCCUUUUGUCCAUCCAUGGUUGCUGCCUCGGCAGUCUACGUUGCUCGCCACACUUUGUUCAAGACACCUGUUUGGACCGAGACACUCGAGAGUCAUACCGGGUUCUCAGAGUCACAACUCAUAGAAUGUGCAAAGAUGCUGGUGAAUCUGCAAUCAGUAGCUCCAGGACAUAAGUUGCAGACUGUGUACAAGAAAUACUCUAAGCCUGAAAAGUGUGCUGUGGCUUUGUGUUCACCACCCAAGUCUCUCUUGGCUUCAACAUAGUAGUUUGUUGAUUGGCUAUGAAUUUUCUAAUUGUAGUUUGUCAUUGCUGAUGACAACUUAGAAUUUUAACAACUUCCAAUUUUUUAUAUAUGUUGAUGAAAGUGUGUAACUCAUAAAUCGAUUUAUAAUAAGAUAUCUGGUUCAAUUUGGUUAUUA